CCUGAAGAAGAAGAAGAAGGCUGGUGCUCCGUUCCGCGUUCCUUCUGUCUCCUCCUACUCCAGUCCUCCACCCUCCCCUCCCCGCACUCCAUUCCUGACCAGAGGGAUAACAGUCAGUUGAACAAGGACCAUCGCAAGGGCUAUCACCUGAAUACAAUAUUGAGUGAGAACCUGAGAGCGAGGGAGCUGGGCGAGGGGUGGCAUGAUGGCAGGCAGCGGCGGGGCGGCGGCGGCGGCCCUGUCCUCUGACAUAAGCCGCCGCAACCCCCAGGACGAGUACGAGCUGAUACAGAGAAUUGGCAGUGGCACCUACGGCGAUGUUUACAAGGCAAAGCGUCUGAUUACCAAUGAGUUUGCAGCAAUCAAGGUUAUCAAAUUAGAACCAGGAGAUGACUUCACUAUCAUACAGCAGGAAAUACUUAUGAUGAAAGACUGCCGGCACCCUAAUAUUGUUGCGUAUUUUGGAAGUUACCUGAGACGAGACAAGCUCUGGAUAUGCAUGGAGUUUUGUGGUGGAGGUUCUUUACAAGACAUAUAUCAUAUAAUUGGUCCACUACAAGAGCGACAGAUUGGCUACAUGUGUCGGGAAACCUUGAGGGGCUUAGAGUACCUUCACCGCAUGGGGAAAAUGCACAGAGAUAUCAAGGGAGCCAACAUACUAUUGACAGAGAAUGGAGAUGUCAAGUUGGCUGAUUUUGGUGUAUCUGCCCAAAUUACAGCCACAAUAAGCAAAAGGAAAUCUUUCAUUGGAACUCCAUACUGGAUGGCACCUGAGGUAGCAGCUGUGGAAAGGAAAGGUGGAUAUAAUCAGCUCUGUGAUAUUUGGGCUGUGGGUGUGACAGCUAUUGAACUUGCUGAGCUCCAGCCUCCCAUGUUUGAUCUUCAUCCUAUGCGUGCACUAUUUCUUAUGUCCAAGAGUGGAUUCAAGCCCCCAACGCUAAAAGACAAAUCAAAAUGGACGCAGAACUUCCACCAUUUUGUGAAACUUGCCCUAACCAAGAAUCCCAAGAGAAGACCAACAGCAGAUAAAUUACUUCUGCACCCCUUCGUAGCAGCUGAUUUGCCCAGGUGGCUGGCUGUAGAGCUGCUACAGAAGGCCCACAAUCCUCAGCAUUCCUUCCCUCCAGAGUUAGAGAUGGAUGAAGAAGGAGCAGUCACGAAUGUCCCGCAAAGGAUAACCUCCAGAACACCAGCCCGUCCCAAGCAAAGGACCAAGUCAGAGCUACAUAUGGAGUCUGUCAACUUCGAGCCACCUCUAGUCACUGAGCUCAAUGCUGAACCACCACCUGCCCGGUACACAGUGGCUGGCCAGGCCUGGGACUCUGCCAUGGAGGAGGGUGAGGUGUCGCUGGAUAACCAUGACAUAGUGGAGGCCUGGAUUGGGAAUGACCCUGAUACGGAAGUAAAAACCAAUAUGACCUGGACCCAGUCCCUGCAUGGAGCUCGCAGAACCCGAGAGGGACACAGUGAGGCAGCCCAAAGUGGACCCCAUGACAGUGGAGGCUACAUUAGACUGGGUAUGGACAACACGGAGCAAGACUAUGCUAACCUACCCCCCAUAUACCUGCCAUAUCAUUCAGACUUGACCUUUGACCAACUAUCAAUUGGCUCUUUACAGAAUUCUAAUUCCCAACAAUCUGUAAGGAAUGUGGAGGUUGGUGAGAUAGAGCCCCUUCCAAGUUUUUCUCACAAAUACUACUUAAACAGUCCAUACAGUCAGAGGGAACAGGAGAAUGAAUACUCUUACCUUUACAGUAACAAUUUUUACUCCUUAUCUGAUUCUGACAAUAAUGGCUGUAUGACUACUCCAUUAAUUCUCAAGGAUGACGAAGUCCCUUACCAUGACCCCACUUGCACUGUAGUCAACUGCCAGCGGCCCAGCUGUUUGGUGCCCGAUCUCCCAGAUGUCUCCUCAGUACCUUACCAUUCCCUGACUACAUUUGACCAGUCAGACUCAGAGACUGAAUGCCCCACUCGCACCCAUACCCGCUCACAACACAACAAGCGACAUCGCCACUGGUUGAAGAACAAUUCGGGUUCCUUCAAUGCCCCCCAACCUGCCGCUCAGUCAUUCCGAGAUGCCAAGGAUGCCCCUUCUGCCUCGGAGGGCGUUCCAGAAUCCCUCAGGAGGGAGAAGCGCCCUCUCUCAGGCUCUGAUGUUCUGAGAAUGUCUCCAAGGAGCCUAUUGCAGUAUAUUGAUGAAGAGUUGCGAAUGAGACCAUGGUUCCUGUUGGGGCGCAUGUGGUCACGCCUGGUGCAUAGCCAUGGUCACAAGCGGUGGGGGCACAGCGAUCGUCUCUCUGACUUGGACGUGGAUAUGACCUACUCCUCCCAGUAUGUUGACAACUUGAUCUUUUGGCUAGUCUUGAAACCAGCACUCAGAUCACCAAGACUAAUGUUUGCCAAGCAUAUCUUUAAAAACAUUUGUCUGGAUUGUGCAUCAUUAAAGCUUGUACAGAAGAACAUUUUAACUUUUUUUUUUACUGUGCUAAUAAUGUCUUGUGAAAAGUUCAGAUUUUAAUUUUUUACUUGUUAAUAUCAAUUUUUUUUGGUGAUCUUUUGAGAAGCUGACUCUAGUAACCUCUCACCAGAAGUCACAUAAGGGUGUUCUUUGUGGGAAAAAGGUGGCUGAAAGAGGAGAGUAAUUUACCUGAAAUUUAUUUUAGAGUAAAAGAAAAAAAAAAAAGCCAUUUAGAAUAUAAUCUAAAGGUGAUUUGUUUGGCUAUCAUGAGAAAGAUUUUUCCCUUAAGUAUUGGAUCUUCAAGAAAGGUGAACCCACACACUAUAUUAAUGUUGUAUCAAUUUUAUUAUAAAAAGUAUGAACUAAUUUUAGCAUAAUAGUCUUUUAUGAGGUUUGAUGUUGUAUACCUGGGUUCCUUUUUGCAUAGCAUUCUUUGCCACACUCACUUAAUGCACUUUGGGUAUUAACUGGUAGAGAAUAUGUAUCAUUCCAUUAUUUAGUUUAUUAAUUCAUGCCACAUUUCUCACCCUCUCUGUUAGGAAAAUCCUAUUGCAUUCUAAAGCGUAAAUAAUGUUGAAAUAUAUAUAAUGUCCAGAGGACAGAAGAAAAUCAAGACAUAGAAAUGUAACAACAAUUUUUGUAAUAUAAUUAGAGGUGUGGUCUAACAUUUUUUCAGACACAGUGCAUAGAUGCCAUAUCCAUAAAGGUCACUAAAAAGGUUGCAUACAUGGAUGAUACAUUCUUUGAAUUUAGUCAGAGGAUCAUUUGAUUUAUUCCUUGUAGCAUAAUUUAGGUCUCUCAACAUGGAACACUGGAAAUCACAAAGAAAAAUCUAAAGUGUACUCAAUAGCUUUUAGAUAUAUAUUUAUGUAAUGCAAAUAGUAAUAAUACCCUGAAGCAGUGCUACUUGCUAUGUUGAUUUAUAUUCAAAGUGAAAACAAGUCUUCCAAAACAGCAUUCCCCCAACUAAAAAGGAUUUUUCAUGAAAAAAAGAUCAAUUUGAUUUGUACUCUACAAAAAGAGAACAUAAUAAUAUACUAUAUAUUCAUGUAAGGUAAUACAUGCAAGUGCACACUAGGUAUAUGCGUUUAAAUAAAAUUGUUGUUACAAUUACUUGUCUUCAUUAAUGUAUACUAGUCUAGACUUUAUAGUGCAGCCCUUCAGACUACUUUGCAUCUAUUCCAGGAUAUCCAUGUCAUAAUGAACAUUGGGUUUCUGUUGAUCAAGGACUUUUUCUUCUGCUUUUCCACAAUAGCUUCAUCUUAAAUAACAUCAGUUUUCUAAUUUGAUUUGAAUUAAGACUGUAAAUAUUUUUAAAGGGAGAAAUCUUAGCUUAAUGAUAAAUCCAUGCCAUUUGGAUGAUAGUAAAUAGAAAUACCUCUUUCAGCUUUAUUUUUUUCAGUGAAAAUAUAAUUCCUGUAGUGAUAACAAGGUAGAAUUUAGAGGAAUAGCUGUAACAAAGAAGCAUUAACAGGAGGUUGUAGAAUUUCUUGGGUUGUGUACAUUAACAUGUUGAAUUACAUGCAUGGCUAUGCAAACCUAGAUAGCAUGUUUAGCAUGUUGCACUUAUGCAUUGCUUAUGAGAUUUAUAAUGGUCAUUGCUAAUGU
Messenger RNA from Eriocheir sinensis (Chinese mitten crab), 4069 nucleotides. Its product is annotated as mitogen-activated protein kinase kinase kinase kinase 3-like. NCBI's taxonomy places the organism in Eukaryota, Metazoa, Arthropoda, Malacostraca, Decapoda, Varunidae. Gene Ontology annotation, biological process: protein phosphorylation. Bases 203 to 2521 code for a protein of 772 amino acids. The transcript has 14 exons. The record is from RefSeq and is a predicted model, not a curated record. Gene Ontology annotation, molecular function: ATP binding; MAP kinase kinase kinase kinase activity.